UGUGAGUGGUGAGUGGCAGGCUGUAAAGUGUGUCUCCUCCCGUGCUUUGCAAGGCCUGCCUGCUGCCACUCAGUCUUCCCUUCCAUGUUAGGGUCACUCAUUCUCGCCCGUCGAUCUAGAAAACACCCACGGCUCGAGUCGAGUUUCAUCAUCCACGGUCCACACUCACUCUUCGGCUUGAACACCACACAAAACGAACGCCCAGUGCCAUCAUUACCUAGUUGUCCCCCCCCUCCAUCCCACCGUUGCCCUGUCCGCCCUGAAUGCUCCUCCACCGGACUCCUUCGCCACGGUGAUCUUGUCAUCGAAAAACCCCAUCCUCGACCCCCUCGCCCAGCUCCUGGCACCACCACCACUUCGCCAAUUCCCGCCUCUCGCAGAGACUGACUCCAACCAUAACCCACAAGUCAGCAGGAAUCCGUCUUCAGCUUGGAUUCCACAUUGACGCCAUCCAGGACUGAGCAGCUCUUUUCUCCUCCGCCUCGAACCCGCGGCAGGCAGUCGAGUCAUUAGUCGGGCUGCCAGGCAAGUCAGGCAGUCAGCCAGCCAGCUAGUGCUUCGCGGAGCUUUAUCGUCCGAGUAGGGACGUCUACACCGAAUCCGUCCCAUAACGCUCGCCGGGCACUCACAGCUGCGCCAUCAUGCCUAUCGACGACAACCAGAGCGCGAUUAGCGUCGCCUCGGAGGGGAGUCCAUGUGUCGACCACCCAUCCAUUGGGCCCUCCCAUGAUAGCUUCGACAUUCACCAACAUCAUCUUGUCGCCCACCACCCUCCACCGGGCGCUUCUGUUUAUCCCCCAUCGGCUCCCUUUUCCGGUGCUCUGAACCCCCGGAGUUGUGUAACAUGUCGGAGACGCAAGGUUCGGUGCGACAAACAUAUGCCAUGCUCCAACUGCCGGAGAGCACAGAUUCCAUGCAUCUUCCCGGCCCCUGGUCGGGCGCCGCGACGACCAAGACCAAAAGACCCGAAUGCGCCGUCGAAACAGCCUUCGAGCGAGCGGGAGCUGGAGCUGAUGAAGCGCCUGCGAAAACUCGAAGGCAUUGUCGAAGAACUUAGCGGUCAGAUCGAACUUGAGGCGGUGCGACACCCGUUUAGCUCCAGCAACUCUCCUGAAGGCACCGGAGGACACGAUGCGGACGGCCACGCGACUGGUGCAACCCGAGCCGGCGAUAAACCUGGAACCCCGAACGGAAGCAAUCUUGGCAAGAACUCGCCCUCAACUGGAACCGGUCUAAGCACAGAUAAGAGUGGCGCGCAAGGUCUGCAGACACAACUCAACAGACCUCCUUUUGGCCCAUUAAGGAGGAUAUCAUCAGACAUCCACAAACAGUUUGGUCGCUUGGUCCUCAACGAGAAGGGUGUCACCAGAUAUGUCAGCAGUGGAUUUUGGUCUGCGAUCAAUGACGAGCUCGACGAGAUCCGCCGAGAAACAAUAGAAUGCGGCCAACACGAUUCCGACGUCUCCGACGACGAGGCUUCUCCCGAAUCCGUCGACCAACCCGUUAGCCAUUCAGAUCAUCAGUCUUUCAUCUUCGGGUACCGCUCCGCCGAUGUCGACUUAAGACCACUGCACCCGCUCCCAUCGCAAAUUCCAUUUAUGUGGCAGGUAUUCCAGGAAAACGUCGAUCCAAUACUCAAGGUUCUUCAUGUCCCUUCGAUGACCAAAACAAUACGCCACGCUCGGAACAACAUGGACAGCCUCACGCCUUCGACCGAAGCCUUGAUGUUCGCCAUCUACUAUUCUGCCGUUGCCUCCAUGGACAAAGAUGAAGCCAAAAUGAACUUCGGCGCCGAAAAGGACUAUCUCGUACAACAAUAUCGAUUUGCUCUUGAGCAGGCUCUAGCGAGAGCCAACUUUACGACGACGCCCGAUAUCACCCUCGCCCAGGCGUUCCUCCUCUUCCUUAUUCUCGUUCGCCGCCAGGAUGACACGAGGUUCGCUUGGACCUUGACUGGCCUACUUAUUCGCAUUAGCCAGGCACUGGGCCUCCAUCGUGACGGAACGAACUUCCCCAACAUCAGCCCCUUCGAGGUCGAAAUGAGGCGCCGUAUCUUCUGGGCCGUAUGUAUCUUGGAUCUCCGCUCUGCCGAGGACCAGGGUACCGAUCUCACUCUCGUCGACCGUACUUUUGAUACACAGCUCCCUCUUAACGUCAACGACUCCGACAUCUCACCCGAUAUGAAGGAUUUCCCAGAAUCACGAGACGGGCCAACGGACAUGACCUUUUCCUUAAUCCGGUACGAGAUCUGCACGGUGGCGAGACGUUUGCACACGGCAUCGUCCGCCAUGGCGCCUGUCUGCCCCGGGGAUGCUGCAACUUCGCUAGAAGAGCGAGAGGAAAUGCUUGCCGACCUACACAAGCGUGUUGAGGAAAAAUACCUCCGGGAUCGCUCUUGCCUGGAUAACCCCAUGUACUGGGUGGCUGCGAACAUCGCACGAGUGCUGGUCGCCAAGAUGACCCUAAUAAUCUACCAGCCUGUGCUGUUCCCAGGACCAGACAAUGAAGAGUUGUCGGAUGAGCUACGGGAACGUCUCUUCAACUCUGCUAUCGAAGUAUUCGAGACGAACCACAUCCUUAAUACUGACCCAAGAACCAAGCCAUGGAGGUGGCUAUUCCAGACAUACACACAAUGGCCAGCCGUGGCGUAUCUUCUAAUCGAAGUUUCGCACAAGGCUUGGGGCCCUGCAUCAGAGCGCGCUUGGGGUGCUUUGAACUCGGUGUAUACAGCACCAAAAGAGUAUGAGCUUGAGAAGCUCGCAUCCCAUACAGCUGUUUGGCUCCCCAUCAAGAAGAUGUACUUCAAGGCCAAGAGGCAUCGUGAAGCGGAGACCGCCCGUCUUCGUGCCAAUCCUCAAGCUGCCAUGCAGCUCGAGCUGGAAGACCAGUCCAGACCCGCCCCGACCACUUUCGGGGCAUUGUCAGUUACAGAGGAGAUCAGCAUCACAGUGGCCCGUGAACGCUGGAGGAAGCUUGUUAAUGCGCCGCCCUUACCAGUUGAGCCGGUGCCACCCCCGAGGCAGCCAACGCCCGAGAUCCCACAGACUGUACAACAGCAGACCAACGAAGUUCACACCAAUGAUAACAGUCACCCUACAGAAAACAUGAGUGUUUCAAAACCGGACAUGAUGGACUUUCUAGAUCCCACCAUGACCAACCAAGGGUUUAACCCACAAGAAUUCAUCCCCUUAUGGAGGGGGCCUCCUUUCGACCCGAGUCGUCCACCUGUCUACGGAUUUUCUAAUGGCGACAUUCCACGAAUGGACAGCGCGGCGAACUUCAACCCCGCAACAAUACCCGACUUCAAUCGCAGCACCACACCGGCACCCACAGGCGGUAAUCAGCUGCAUCACACGCCUGGUCCAGGGCCAAACAUGAAUACAGCUCAGGGGAUGCAGGUACAGUCGCCCGUGAAAGACGAGAAUGCCCCAUGGUUAUGGCCUGGGCCGGGGUUGCCCGAAAUGCUCCGGGUACCUAAUUUCCAGGUUGAAGAUAUGGACGUUAAUAUGGACGAGGGUUUCGACUGGCAAAACUGGCAGGAGAGCCUUGGUAGGUUCGAAAUGGAAACGAAUGGCGGGUCAACGGCCACCAGCACUUGGGGCCCAGCAAUCUAGAAACAAAAAGGAGUAUAUAAUAGAUGGAAUAGCGUAUUGGACGAUCUUGUUUUGGUUAAUCCCUCGUUUAUUGGCUGGACCAUGUCAGUCUUUUUGCAUGUCGCACUUUUGGAAAGCUAGGACGAGGCUACUUUGUCUGCGUAAGGAGUUAUGUUAUAGAUACCCGUUGACCUUGCCCAACAUCCCUCCGUCUGCCCGUAUCACAUGCAUAUAUGUAUCUAACUGUCUAUACAAUCGCUAGCCUUCCUUGAGUUUUUUCGAUGAACAUCAUGCCGCCAUGUCUUGUCUCAUGUCU
This is a messenger RNA of Neurospora crassa OR74A, 3909 nucleotides long. It is a transcript of the gene ada-3, whose product is annotated as ADA-3. Bases 642 to 3614 code for a protein of 990 amino acids. Lineage: Eukaryota; Fungi; Ascomycota; Sordariomycetes; Sordariales; Sordariaceae. Gene Ontology annotation, molecular function: zinc ion binding; DNA-binding transcription factor activity, RNA polymerase II-specific; DNA binding. The transcript has 4 exons. The record is from RefSeq and is a predicted model, not a curated record. Gene Ontology annotation, biological process: DNA-templated transcription; regulation of DNA-templated transcription.